GAUGGCGCAAUCGUAAGGAUUUUUUGUUUGCACUCGUAUGAACUAAUAACUAACAUUUUCUUCAAUAAUUUUUAAUCGAAACACUCAAAUAUGCCCUCUGAAGCGGCGAAGAAACGUCAAGCAAAGAAGAAGGCUGCUGCUCAGUCUAGAGGGAAGCCAAAACCGGCCGGUCAAGCGACAGAAAAUGGUGUUGAAAGUUCGAACGGAACUGAAAAUGGCGCCGGCGUGAAGUUGGAUCUGUCGAAUCGCUCGUGUACCGGCGUUUUGGCAUCGCACGAACAGUCGCGGGAUGUAAAGAUUGAAAAUUUCUCGAUUACUUUCCACGGUGUUGAACUUUUAACUGAUACAAAACUUGAGCUGAAUUGUGGCCGAAGAUACGGUUUCUUGGGACUAAAUGGAUGCGGUAAAUCCACCAUGUUGGAGACGAUAGGAAACAGAGACAUUCCAAUUCCUCCGCACAUUGACAUAUUUCAUCUGAAGAAUGAGAUGGAAGCCUCAGAUAAGACAGCUCUAGAGUGUGUCAUGGAGGUUGAUGAGGAGAGGACGAGACUAGAAGCCGAGGCUGCGGAACUCACCAAACUAGGAGAUGAGGGUAGCGACAGCUACAAGAGGAUACUGGUGAUAAUAUCACAUUCACAGGACUUUCUCAAUGGGGUGUGCACUAACAUUAUCCAUAUGCAUAAAGGAAAACUUGUGUAUUAUGGGGGUAACUAUGACUCUUAUAUUAAAACAAGAGCAGAACUGGAGGAGAACCAAAUGAAACAGUAUGGCAGGGAACAAGAUCAAAUAAAACACAUGAAGGACUACAUCGCCAGGUUUGGGCAUGGUAGUGCCAAGCUUGCUAGACAGGCUCAAAGCAAAGAAAAGGUCCUCAGCAAAAUGGUGGCUGGUGGCCUCACUGAAAAAGUUGUAAAAGACAAGGUCUUGACAUUUUAUUUUCCUGACUGUGGAAAGCUUGCCCCACCAGUUGUUCAAGUACAAACGAUGAGCUUCAGUUAUGGAGAAGAUAAGCGUGCCAUUUACAAGAAGUUGGAUUUUGGAAUUGACUUGGAGUCCAGAAUAGCUCUGGUGGGUCCCAAUGGAGCAGGGAAGUCCACACUGCUGAAACUACUUGAUGGAACACUAACACCUACUGAUGGACUUAUACGAAGGCAUAAUCACCUCAAGAUUUGCCGCUAUCAUCAGCAUCUUCAAGAUAUGUUAGAAUUAGACAUGUCAGCUCUGGCAUUCAUGAUGAAGUGCUUUCCUGAAAUCAAAGAGGUGGAGGACAUGCGCAAGUCAAUAGGAAGAUAUGGACUGACAGGAAAACAACAGAUUUGUCCCAUGCGCAAUUUAUCUGAUGGGCAGCGAUGCCGAGUGGUCUUUGCUUGGCUGGCCUUCCAAGCCCCACAUCUCCUGUUACUUGACGAACCCACUAAUCACUUGGAUAUGGAGACCAUUGACGCUUUGGCAGACGCUAUUAACGACUUUGAAGGGGGAAUGGUCCUUGUUAGUCACGACUUCCGACUUAUAAACCAGGUUGCAAAAGAAAUUUGGAUUUGUGAAAAACAGACAAUAGCACCGUGGAAAGGCGAUAUUCUGUCAUAUAAGGAAGAACUAAAGAGAAAAGUUGCUAAAAAGUAACUUAAAAAAUAAAAGGGAGUCUUGGACUGCCGUAAUAUAUUUUAGUACUGUAGAGGGAAUGGGUCAAAGCAAAUUACAGAAGAAAUUAGCGACCAAUGGCAACAAAUGUGGAAGGUUUCAGGAGGCUGCCACUUAUAUAGGUAAUUAUUCAUUACUAUAGCUUCCGUUUAACAAUGUAUUUUGACCAUUACUUGAAAUCAUCAUAUCAAUACUCGUGUCUUUUAUUCAGCCAAAAGGACUUAUUUAAUUUAAACCUUCUUGAACGAAGAACUGCCAUAGUCAGUCUUGAAGGACAGCUAUACAAAAUAUUUUAAAUUUGGUGAUCCAAAAAACAUAAAAAAAACGUUUUUUCUUUUACUAAAAAUGGACCGCGACUCGGGUGAUGAAGACUAUGUGUUUUCAUUUUUAUCAUUUUAGUAUUAUUAGCUAUAUCGUGGCUAUUACAGUGCAUCUAAUCCAAACGAGGCUAACCUAUUAAAAUUUUCUACACGUGAUAGUCAGUCAACAUAUGUUUUGUGAACAAUAUUAACAUUCAAAUUACAUCUGACUUGGCGUGUGCUAUCUUAAGUAAUCAAUUAGCGACAAAGAUGGAAGAAUUCUGCUGCAGUUUAGUCAUUCAAAGCUGGUUAAACAUUUGUCGAAAAUAUGCUUAGGUGGCCUUGGUUGGUGUAAAUGUGCUGUAAAUUUCAGUGUGCUCAAUCCUUAUAAAUAAGUGCAAUUAAAAAAUAU
Molecule: messenger RNA, 2352 nt
Organism: Stylophora pistillata
Lineage: Eukaryota; Metazoa; Cnidaria; Anthozoa; Scleractinia; Pocilloporidae
Product: ATP-binding cassette sub-family F member 2
Molecular function (GO): ATP hydrolysis activity; ATP binding
Source: RefSeq, a predicted model, not a curated record